This is a messenger RNA of Tachysurus fulvidraco (yellow catfish), 2014 nucleotides long. RefSeq lists its product as uncharacterized. NCBI's taxonomy places the organism in Eukaryota, Metazoa, Chordata, Actinopteri, Siluriformes, Bagridae. Bases 1 to 1203 code for a protein of 400 amino acids. The transcript has 6 exons. The record is from RefSeq and is a predicted model, not a curated record.
AUGAAUCUGUACAGGAGUUUCGGGUGUUUGCUGGAGACCUGGGUGGCUGAGGGUUACCCAGGUGAAUGCUCAAGCUCAGCAAAGGCUUUUGAAAAAAAACUGGACCAGAAUGGCAGCGACUCAGCGUCUGCAGACUCUCUAAGGCUCACAGUAGCUGCUGUCAGGUCUGAAUCAGAGGACUCUGGAGUGGAGUUGCCAUCUGUGGUCAGCCCUUUGACCGCUCAGGAUCGUGUCCUAACUUCACAGGCUUCGCAGCUAGGAGAGAACGAUUUACGUCCCACGUCUUCUUCGCCAGCUCUUUCUCAGUGCUCAUCAUCCUCCUCAUGUUUCUCACCAAGGGAAAGUUUUAAAGUGCUUAAAGGAGGUGCAAAACCUUCAGAGACAACCGGACUGAGGGUGGAGGAGGCACUGCAGAGAACAGAGCCAGCCUGGAGAAGAAGCCUGGAUGGUAGAAUUCGACGUCGUUGUAACACGACUUCCAUAUCCAGCAGUCCUUCCACACCCUCGAUACGCUCCAGAGUUGGAAGCGUUGGUCCAGGAAGGCCUUACAUACAGCCGGCUGAUGAGCAGAGAUCGUCAGAAACUCCUAGAGUAACACACACACCACAGCAGCCUGCAAUCAAUACGAGAGAUCUUCAAGAGGCUGCAUGUGCCACUGGAUCUGACUGGGAUCAUCUGCCUCCUGGGUUUCUGUACCUGGAGCAAAUGUGCCGCAUGCUGGAGGAGAUCGCCAGGCUCCAGAGGGAGAACCAGAAGCUGCAGCGGGUGAUAAUGAACAGCCAUGACGAGACGGAAGAGACGGAGAUUAAGGCUGCCUGCACGCAGAACACACAUAUCGACUCCACAGACGGCGAGAAGCUUGACUUCAGGGACGUCGAAGCUCGACCGGGACUUUCCUCUGAGGCGUUCCGUCGAAGGAGUGUGUCCGAUACGUGGACUUUUAUCAAACAGCGAAAUAAAUCUAAAGCCCCUCAAGCUGAGCACUUCCCAUCUACAGAUAUUUUACUGGAAGAGCCUGAAACCCCACAGUCGCCGGUUGAAAUGGAGCAGCGGAAGGCGAGUAACAGCCUGAAAGUGAAGAUUAGCUCACUCAGAUGGAAUGAAAAGCCAAAAGCAGCCAAGGGCAGCAGCAGCUCACAAAAUGAGAAAAAGAGGACAUUUGGACAAUUUUUCAAAAACAGAAGGAAGACCACACGAUUCUGACCUUGACUUGAAUUGUAUUAAUAAUACAAUUAUACGGACACGAUGCGAUGUGGAAAUUCUUCACACCUUCCAUCAACCUGCCAUUUGUAUACGGAUAUUUAUAUAUACGAAACUCAAAUGAUCAAAGAUUCAUGUCACCUAAAUCUAGCAUUACAUCUGGUAUACGCCUCCUUUUCAUUUUCAUCAGGCUAUAUAUUAUAUGUGACUGUGAUUUUUUUUUUGUAGCUAAGGCAAAGUAAUUCUUCAGAUCUCUGUGGAAAAAAACACAACACAUUGCAAGGUAGAAGUGCAAAACCAUGAAACCCUGAUGGAUGGAGGUUAUGAGCAUAUUUAUGACAUUUCCAGCUAAUGCUACCUUCACUAUAAUUUCAUUUAAGUCAAGAAAUCCAGGCCUGGAUGUUAAACGUGUGAAUGGGUGUUAAAGAGUUAAUGCACAUCCAAAAUGUGAUUCAGGAUAGAGUUCAGAGGUUUUUAGGUAAGGUGCAGAGCCUGAGUGUGUCGGGGAUGACUCAGGCUUGUACUUCACAUCAACCUAUUUAUUAUGUUGGCUUUGUAGAAGCCAACAUUCCGUUUUGAACCAAAUUCACAUGAACCAAAUUCGGAUAUGUUGUAGAUCCUGGUCUGAAGUUUGUUGCUAUUACUUUUCUAAGCGAUCCGCGUUCCGGUACUUCAGGUACCGGUACUCAAAGUGACUUUUUUUCCCCAUAGACUCCCAUUAUAAAUUUUGGAGGUUUAUAACUCGGCAAGCUUUCGAACUAUCCACACCAAACUCGGCCAGCUUUCGGUUGUCCCGCAGCCCCGCCCCAAAAUA